AUGGAGCGCGUCCACCAGAAUGGCGUCAAGGCGAAGCAGAAGGAGCAGGAGGCGAAGGAGAGCGGCAACGCCCCCGCCAGCUCGCUGCCCUCAUCGGCGCCGACGCCCGUCAUGCCGGUCACUCCGCCCCGACCUACUCGCCAGGUCUCCGAGGAUGAGAUUGAGAAGCAGAAGAAGGCGAACAAGGCAGAGGCGGCGGCUUCGGCUGCCAAGACGGGCACACCGGCUCCAAAGACAACUACAUCGUCUGGUGCUGCUUCUGCAGGCUCACUGGCCGUGGAAAGCUCAGUUUCCAGUCGAACUUCACCUUCUUCAACGACGACAUCUUCUUCUGUGGCGGCCACAACCGCCGCCGCCUCCAACCGGCGCGUGCAGGCGCUGCAGAAGGAGGACACUCGCGCCUCGGUGCGCUCCUCCGCCAGCUCUGACGACGGCUCGGAGGGCGGCGCCGACUCGGGUGAUGUAACGAACGAUGAUGAUUCAACUUCCGCCGCUGCUACAGCUGCCGCCGCCGCUUCCGCUGCUUCCUCUGCCUCUCGACGGCGCAUCUACGCUUCCUCGCACGGUGGCGGAGGGUCCACCACCACCACUUCUAAUGGCGCUGGGGCAGCUGCAGUGGCCGGCAGCAGUGUCGACUACUCCACGGCUGAGACUACGGCAGGACGGAGCUCUGCGUUGGCCAAGCAGGGCCCGGCAGGGUCCAGCACUAACAGGCAAGUACCAACUACUUCUUCUACUAGCACUUCUUCCACUAGCGCCAACACCACCACCAGCAGCACUACCAACAACAACAAAUACAGCUCACCCUCAACUAACAACACCUCCUCUUCCACCACCUCCCCCUCCUCCUCCUCUUCUAAAUCGAGCAAUAGAAGGGCUAAGGCUAAGGAUACUAACAACAACUACACUGACCCCCUUUACGACAUUUCCUCCUCCUACACCACCCCCUCUUCAACUUCUCAACCUUCAUCCUCCACUGCUCGCUCACUCUUCAGUCCGACCCGGAGCACCACCGCCACCAAUUCCUCCGGCGUCAAUUCCUCCCUCUCCAGCUACACUUCCACUUCUAAGAGACGCAAGCGCGCUCAGGCGGCGGCAGCGGCGGCGGCGACCUUGGCGGCUGCUUCGGCGGAACCGCCUGUUGCUGCUACUGCUGCAUCGCCUGUUAUCAGUGCCAGUGUCCAGCCAGCACAGGCGAAGGAGCACAGCAGGGGCGUCGACCACACCACAAGCAGCGACGAUCACGCUACAGCCAAAACACCAGCUAAGGAUCAGGAGCGCAGUAGUAGUAGCCGAAAGGAUUCAGUUGAUGAGGAUGAGGAACAGCCGGCCAGCAAAGUGGUAGAGCCUCAGAGUAGUGGUAGUAGUGCCCAGGCGGCGGCUUCGGCUGCCAACAGGCGAAAGGUGAUUCGCAUCAAGGCACGACAGCAAGCUUCUGCUGGGGCGUCUUCCGGCGAGAGGUCUACUCCUUCGGACAAUGCUUUUAGUCCACGAGAGAAACCCACCUACCGAAAUGUCUCUGGUUCCCACUAUGCAGGCUCCGUUCCAGGUCACUCUAGUUCGACUAGCGCUAGCACCACUACUUCCAACAACACCGGCACUAGCUAUAACAACAGUAGUAGCAGCAGCACUUACCGGCCUAGCCACUCUUACACGCCUAGCUCCUAUCGACCUAGCGCCUCCUCAUCCUUAGGGUCUAGUUAUGGCUUUCCAAGCACCAACACCACCAUCAGCAACAGCAGCAGCACAUCAUCGCCCCACACUGCAUCAGCCUUAACAUCAACCUCAGCAACCUCGAACCGAUCAAGCAGUCCACCUUCCGCACUGAACCGCUCCAAUGCGUACCUCAGCAGUGCUCGAGCACAGACUUUAAGUAGUGGUAGUGGUGGUAGUGGAGGUGGUGCCAGCUCAACCAGUGCCACCACCGGCAACUACCGCCACAACCUCUCUUCGAUGGGUCUACCCGGCACCAGCAGCAACAGCAGCAGCAUCAGCAGUUCAAGUAAUGUCACCCAGCUAAUGCGAGCCAUUGUAUCCUGUAGUCGCUUGUCCUCCUCACCACUGCCAUCACCUCCAACUACCGCAAACACCACCACCACCCGCUCAGGACUGAUUUGCAAGGGAGCAAGGAACCUUCUCGAGGUGGCCGACACUGCCACUUUCAGUCUGCUUUGGUUCUUCUGCGAGGCGACGCUGAUGGUCACCCUAGUGAGCUUAACUCUGAUUACCGUGACGGUGCCUGAUUCAAUUUCACUCUGCCUUACUAACCAGUACGGUGGUGCCUGGUUCCUUCGUCCCAGCAAUAGUGGUCGUGCAGUAGCAGAACAUCGUGAACAUCAAAGUGAGGAUGGUGUUGAGCAUCAAGAGCAGAUGUCAGCUGAGGAGAACUCAAUCGGACAAUUCGGCUUACAAUCGACGGUGGGGCCGGACAUAUCGGUAACUGACACCGAUCUGCUGCCUCGGCUGCCGGCGAGAAGACAUGAGGCCACUCCAGCCGAGCACCAUGAGUCGAUCUCUUCACCACCACCACCACCAACAACAACAACAACAACACCAUCAACACGAAUCACCACCGCCAACAACACCACCCACACCAACACCAGCACCAUCAUUACCAGCAGCGCUUCCAUCACCGGCACCGUCACCGACGCCAUCGCAAACAGCCAGUGA
Rhagoletis zephyria (snowberry fruit fly) is the source of this 2670-nucleotide messenger RNA. The record is from RefSeq and is a predicted model, not a curated record. NCBI's taxonomy places the organism in Eukaryota, Metazoa, Arthropoda, Insecta, Diptera, Tephritidae.